AUGGAUGUGUCCGAACUCUGCAUCCCGGACCCCCUCGGCUACCACAACCAGCUGCUGAACCGAAUGUCGUCCGAAGACCGGCACCUUGGCUCCAGCUGCGGCUCCUUCAUCAAGACGGAGCCAUCUAGCCCGUCCUCGGGCAUUGAUGCCCUUAGCCACCAUAGCCCCAGCGGGUCGUCGGACGCCAGUGGUGGCUUUGGCAUGGCCCUGGGCACUCACGCCAACGGUCUGGACUCGCCGCCUAUGUUCGCAGGUGCGGGGCUGGGAGGUAACCCAUGCCGCAAGAGCUACGAGGACUGUACUAGUGGUAUCAUGGAGGACUCGGCCAUCAAGUGCGAGUACAUGCUUAACGCCAUCCCCAAGCGCCUGUGCCUCGUGUGUGGGGACAUUGCCUCUGGCUACCACUAUGGAGUGGCCUCCUGCGAGGCUUGCAAGGCGUUCUUCAAGAGAACCAUUCAAGGAAACAUCGAGUACAACUGCCCGGCCACCAAUGAAUGUGAGAUCACCAAACGGAGGCGCAAGUCCUGUCAGGCCUGCCGCUUUAUGAAAUGCCUCAAAGUGGGGAUGCUGAAGGAAGGUGUGCGCCUUGACCGAGUGCGAGGAGGCCGCCAGAAGUACAAGCGACGUCUGGAUUCGGAGAACAGCCCCUACCUGAACUUACCGAUUUCCCCGCCUGCUAAAAAGCCAUUGACUAAGAUUGUCUCGAAUCUCCUGGGGGUUGAACAGGACAAGCUGUAUGCCAUGCCCCCCAGCGAUAUACCCGAGGGAGAUAUCAAGGCCCUGACCACUCUCUGUGAACUGGCAGAUCGGGAGCUUGUGUUCCUCAUUAACUGGGCCAAGCACAUCCCAGGCUUCCCCAGUCUGACACUCGGGGACCAGAUGAGCCUGCUGCAGAGUGCCUGGAUGGAGAUCCUCAUCCUGGGCAUCGUGUACCGCUCGCUUCCUUACGACGACAAGCUGGCAUAUGCGGAGGACUACAUCAUGGAUGAGGAGCACUCUCGCCUGGUGGGCCUGCUGGAGCUUUACCGAGCCAUCCUGCAGCUGGUACGCAGGUACAAGAAGCUCAAGGUGGAGAAGGAAGAGUUUAUGAUCCUCAAGGCCCUGGCCCUCGCCAACUCAGAUUCAAUGUACAUCGAGAACCUGGAGGCCGUGCAGAAGCUUCAGGACAUGCUGCACGAGGCGCUGCAGGACUAUGAGUUGAGCCAGCGCCAUGAGGAGCCACGGAGGGCCGGCAAACUGCUGCUGACCCUGCCCCUGCUGCGGCAGACCGCCGCCAAAGCCGUGCAACACUUCUACAGUGUGAAACUGCAGGGCAAGGUGCCCAUGCACAAACUCUUCCUGGAGAUGCUGGAGGCCAAGGUGUGAUGGCCCAGCACACAGA
Molecule: messenger RNA, 1381 nt
Organism: Apodemus sylvaticus (European woodmouse)
Lineage: Eukaryota; Metazoa; Chordata; Mammalia; Rodentia; Muridae
Gene: Esrrb
Product: estrogen related receptor beta
Exons: 7
Coding region: 1-1365 (454 amino acids)
Biological process (GO): regulation of DNA-templated transcription
Cellular component (GO): nucleus
Molecular function (GO): zinc ion binding; sequence-specific DNA binding; steroid binding
Source: RefSeq, a predicted model, not a curated record